Molecule: messenger RNA, 1063 nt
Organism: Phlebotomus argentipes
Lineage: Eukaryota; Metazoa; Arthropoda; Insecta; Diptera; Psychodidae
Product: thioredoxin-related transmembrane protein 2 homolog
Exons: 1
Coding region: 95-910 (271 amino acids)
Cellular component (GO): membrane-bounded organelle
Molecular function (GO): disulfide oxidoreductase activity
Source: RefSeq, a predicted model, not a curated record
UUGCGGGAUUUUGGAGAAAUCGAGCAGUUGUCAAGGGAAGAAAAACACCCGUGGGCGCAGUAAUUUCGCUAAUCAGUGCUUUUUCUGGGUCACGAUGUCGCUGAAGAAGGACUUGGUGUUGCUGCUGAAGCCCUACUACUGGGUGAACAUCCUGCUCAGUGUGUCUUACAUCAUUGCGAAGCGGGCGCCGUAUGUCUGCACGAUUCUCUUCGACCAGACCGAUCAGUGUGAGCUGGACGGCCGGGAGACGGAAAUCCUGUUCUUCCUGCUCAUCGUGGUGAUGAUCCGCACGCGGAAGGCGGGUAGCGUGACGAUGAUCAACUACUUGACGUCCUCCUUUAUGUACACGAAGUUCGCGAAUCUGAUUCUGUGGUUCUACAGCGACUUCCGCUACGGAAUCACCUUCGGCGCCGUGUUUAUCCUGCUGGCGCUCAUCCUGCCAGAGCCCACGUACUCUGGCCCCGAGAAUGUGAUCUACUUCCGUGGCCUGCAGACGCUGGAAGAGGAGUUGGAGAGGGACAAGCGAGUGUCGUGGGUCGUGGAAUUCUACACGGUCUGGAAUCCGGCUUGUGUGAACUUCGCGCCUGUCUUCUCGCAGCUUUCGUCGGAGUAUCAUCUGGACAAUCUCAAGUUCGGAAAGGUGGACUUGGGCCGCUUCCCGGAGGCCGGCAAGAAGUUCCACGUGUCCGACAGUUCACUCAGUCGUCAACUGCCCACAGUGAUUCUCUUCCGCAACGGCAAGGAGGCCUCGCGGCGCCCCAAUGCCGAUGCUCAUGGGAAGCUGCAGAAGUUCUUCUUUUCCGAGGACAACGUGAAGGCGGCCUUCGAUCUGAACAAUCUCUUCAGAGAGUGCAAGGAAAAUCCCAUCAAGAAGGCCAUUGUGAGUGGCGAGCAGAAGAAGACAAAUUGAGCAUUUCAUCGCACAUCCGUAGGAUCGCCAUUGAUAUUUAUUUAGCGAGUAAUUAAUCCCAUCUCAAGAGUGUGUGCUGUAGAUAGAAGAAAAUGUAAAAAUAAUUUACGCAAUAUUGGCGCAAUUGGAAUUCGAAUAAAUUCAAUGAUUACA